AUGGGUUCACUGGUGGCCAAGCUCCUUCUGCCCACCCUCAGCACCUUGGUCUUCCUCCCUGUCAUCAGCAUCGCGGCCAAGCGGCGUUUCCACAUGGAAGCCAUGGUCUACUUCUUCACCAUGUUCUUCAUAGCGUUUUACCAUGUGUGUGAUGGUCCUGGCUUAUCCGUGCUGUGCUUCAUGCGCUACGAUAUCCUGGAGUACUUCAGCAUCUAUGGGACAGCUCUGUCCAUCUGGGUGUCCCUGAUGGCCCUGGCAGAGUUUGACGAACCCAAGAGAUCAACCUUCAUCAUGUUUGGUGUCCUCACCAUCGCCCUGAGGAUCUACCACGACCGCUGGGGCUACGGCGUCUACUCGGGACCCAUCGGGACGGCCGUGCUGGUGAUCACUGUCAAAUGGCUACAAAAGAUGAAAGAGAAGAAAGGGCUCUACCCAGACAAGAGUGUCUACACCCAACAAAUUGGUCCUGGCUUCUGUUUUGGGGCCUUAGCACUGAUGUUGAGGUUCUUCUUUGAGGACUGGGACUACACCUACGUGCACAGCUUCUACCACUGUGCCUUGGCCAUGGCCUUGGUGCUGCUGCUGCCCAAGGAGAACAAGAAGGCUGGGAGUGGUGGGACCCCUGCCAGGCUGGACUGCUCCACACUCUGCUGCUGUGUCUGA
This is a messenger RNA of Indicator indicator, 663 nucleotides long. RefSeq names its product myomaker, myoblast fusion factor (gene MYMK). NCBI's taxonomy places the organism in Eukaryota, Metazoa, Chordata, Aves, Piciformes, Indicatoridae. The record is from RefSeq and is a predicted model, not a curated record. Bases 1 to 663 code for a protein of 220 amino acids. Gene Ontology annotation, cellular component: plasma membrane. The transcript has 5 exons.